ACACAGGGUGUCAGAUACCUCCUCCUCCUUCUCUACUGCUCCUGCUUCCGCUGCUCCUGUCCCCGGAGGAGAAGAUGGGUUUACAAGUGUUUGUUUGAGGAGCGAUGGAGGCGAGUCUGUCCUCUGAAGAGUCAAAGAUCCGCGUGUUUAAAACCCGGGUUUUAGAAGCUGAGCGAUAGGACAGGGGUGGAUGGGUAGUUUGAAGGGGGAGUGUAGUUUAUGUAGUUUAGGGCGGCUGUAGUUCAGGCAGCUGUGUGUAGUUUUACUUGUGUUUUUUCCAUUAGUCUAAACUGAGGACACUCCUCUCCUCCAACAUCAGCCAGAAGGACCGAGACUACCGCGCCUGAGAGCGAGUCGUUCUUUUCGUGGGUAGCUUAAGAGCAGGGAACACAAGAAAAGCAGUGAUUCAGCCGAGGUGUUCUGGAACAGUCCAGGAGAGUGCUCCAUCAUGGGCAAACAGAACAGCAAGCUGCGUCCAGAAGUCCUGAAUGACCUGCGGGAAAACACAGAGUUCACGGACCAUGAACUACAGGAGUGGUACCGCGGUUUCCUCAAAGAUUGCCCUACCGGCCACUUAACAGUAGAGGAGUUCAAGAAAAUCUAUGCCAACUUCUUUCCCUAUGGUGAUGCCUCCAAAUUCGCAGAGCAUGUUUUUCGUACAUUCGACACCAACGGUGAUGCCACUAUUGACUUCCGGGAGUUCAUCAUUGCGCUGAGCGUGACAUCCCGUGGAGGCCUGGAGCAGAAGCUUCGCUGGGCCUUCAGUAUGUACGACCUGGACGGAAACGGAUACAUCAGCCGGGCUGAGAUGCUGGAGAUAGUACAGGCAAUUUACAAAAUGGUCUCAUCAGUGAUGAAGAUGCCCGAAGACGAGUCAACCCCUGAGAAACGAACUGAUAAGAUCUUCAGACAAAUGGACACAGACAAUGAUGGGAGACUGUCCCUGGAGGAGUUCAUCAAGGGUGCCAAGAGCGAUCCUUCUAUUGUCAGGCUGCUGCAGUCUGACCAGAGCUCUUCACGCCAGUUCUGAAAGUAGCCAAGCAGCAGCUCCUACAGGAAACCCUGCCCCGUACCGUCGGCCUCAGAGGAACAUCAGCCUAUUGCUCCCAAAGACACAGAGACUGCAUUUGAAUAAGAGAUCUACACAGAACCCGGAUCAUUUAAGUAAAAGAGGACAGGAAUACAAUCUGUAUCUGUAUACAAUACAAUGAAAUCUAGUACUCAGAUGUACUAUUCUGUCACAUCAAGGUUCUAGUUGACCCACAAUAGUUCCUUGAGGGUGUGGUGAAAGGAAGGAGUACCAUUGUUCUGAUCCAAGUCCCUUGAUUUUCAAAAAGCUAAGCUAUAGUUUUAUAUUUCAGAUGCUUGGUUUUUACAAUGCCUGUAGCACACUAUAUAUAACAAAACAUUUUUUUUUAGGUAAAAUGUGUUUCAAUUCAUUCUAAAGACUUGUCCGGAAUUCAUCGCAAUUACAAGUAAUUGGCACAUUUUCCUAUUAUUUCCUUUCCUUUAAACUCAAUAUGCAAGCAAGCAUGGAUAAGUUGCACUUAGUAAAGUACCACUUGUGUGACAGAGUAGCUUUGAGUCCAAAAAUCUUGAUGACACACAGGUGUAAAUUCGAUGGGGUUCUGGAAUUUAAACUGCAUCCAUUUAUGGAAGUAGUACAGGAAAUCUUUCAGUGUUUAGUCUUGUAUCAGACUUGUUUAAAACUAAAGGCUCUGGACAAUUAAUGCUUUUUUUGCCAGCUUACGUAUUUUCAUAGUUUUAGACAUCUGCCAAUACACUAUGCUUUGUCAAGGUUGAAUUGCCAAAACUAGCAUUUGUGUUGAAUGUAUAAGAGUGAUCGGUAUCUUUCAGUGAUUCUGUAAUUAUAUUUGUGUUAGGCAAGACAAGAGGUGUAGUUAUGAAGAAGAGAGUUACAGUGCUGUUUCUUUGUGUAGCUAGAAUUGGAAUAUCCAGCCAUACUGUUGUAAGAAAAAAAGGAAAGUCAGCAAAAAUCAUCAGCAUUCAGAGGACUGCAGCUUUCCCACUGAAUGUUUCAUAUUCAUUUGUAUACAUUGCAUAUUUAAGAACUCAUCAAUACACCAUUAUUUAAAUACUAGUUUGGAGCACUAACACUUCAGAAAGGUAAAAUAUUGGUGUUUACAUCCAUAAUAAAAUCCACUCACUUCA
Astyanax mexicanus (Mexican tetra) is the source of this 2172-nucleotide messenger RNA. RefSeq names its product hippocalcin-like 1 (gene hpcal1). The coding region runs from base 449 to 1030 and encodes 193 amino acids. The record is from RefSeq and is a predicted model, not a curated record. Gene Ontology annotation, molecular function: calcium ion binding. The transcript is spliced from 4 exons. NCBI's taxonomy places the organism in Eukaryota, Metazoa, Chordata, Actinopteri, Characiformes, Acestrorhamphidae.